CUCUUUCGUUCUUUUGAUAAACUAUACUCUUAAUAAAACUCAGUAUAACAAAUGUGAUGGAUCGGACCAAACAUCCUACUCAUACAAUCAUACUAUAAUUACAUAGAUUAACGCGAAUACGCGAUAGUUGCAAGUGUGCGACAAACCGCAACAACAUCACACCAGAUCCAUAUAAUAACAAAUGCUCAAUCGAACUUUUCAAUCCGACGAUAACAAAUAAGACGAGUUAUUAGUGGAUACUCAUACCACAAGAGAUAGACCACGAAAAAUAGCAACAAUCUGUACUCGAAAAAAGAACACACACAGGAGUCUCAUGAGUAAUCACCAUUCAUUCCCCAAUCAAACAACCAGCAAGUUUCGAACAAUUAUUUAUUUGGAGAAAAAAAUAACACGAGCCAUAUGUUACAAAACACUAAAUUGUGCAUCCCAUCAUGUACGUGUAUAAUAACAACGUCACACCACUGCCAGUGGCAGAGCAAGAAGAAUCCCAAGCCCGCUUAAUACGAUCCUGGCUCUGCCCCCAUGGAUCGACGACCCCAAACCCGGUAUGUCGACUGGAGAUGGACCCAUCGCCGCGUCCGGUGCCCCGGGAUUCAUCGCCGGUGGAGAGCUAGUGGACGGGAAAACCAUAGGCGCAUCCGCCGGCGUCGCUGAACUCGCCGGCACCGAUGCCUCUGGCGUCGCAACAGGACUAUCGACUGUCGGUGGAAAAGUAGCAGGACCCAUCGCCGGUGCAAUCACUGGAGCCAUGGUGGGAGUAGCAGAAAUUGGUGUCGGCGGUGACACGGCAGGGGAGGAAACGCUCGGAGAAAGACUAGGGGCGACCGUCGGUGGGCGAGACAGAGCAGGUGGAGCGGAACCCAUCGGAGGCAUGGCCGUAGAGGGUUCCGGCGGAGUGGCCGACGGAGGAGGAGAUGCAGGGGAGGCGGCGGUGGGAGGAGGAAGGGAUCUCGAUUUGGAAGGGGGAGAAGCAUGGGCUGGAGGAGGAAGUAAUGGUGGUGGAGAUGUUGUAGGGGAAACCGCCGUAAUAGGAGGAAGGGAUGCCGGGGGAGGAAGUAAAGCAGGGGAGACCGCCGUCGGUGGAGGAGGAGCAGCGGUGGGACUGAUCGGAGGUGGAGGAGGAAGUACCGGUGGGGACAUUGUAGGGGAAACUGACGUCAUAGGAGGAAGUGAUCUCGGUAUCGAAGGGGGAGGAGGAAAUGAUGCAGGGGAAACCGCCGUCGGUGGAGGAGGAACUGAUUUUGAUUUCGACGGAGGAGGAGCAGCGGUGGGACUGAUUGGGGCAGGAGGAGGAAUUAAUGGCGGGGACAUUGUAGGGGAAACUGACGUCAUCGGAGGAAGCGACCUUGGCAUCGAAGGGGGAGGAGGAGGAAAUGAGACAGGGGAUUUUGCAGUGGGUGUAGGAGGAGGACGAAGGGGCUUUGUUUUUGACGGAGGAGGAGCGACGGUGGGACUGAUCGGAGGAGACGGUAUGGUGGGUGGAGGGGAUAAGACCGGCGGCGAUUUGACAGGGGAGACUGUGGGAACAGAGAAGGCAGGGGAAUCGGGAGCGGGAGUAGUGAAGGGAGGAGAUUGGGCAGGGGAAAGGGGAGUUGCAGGGGAGGAAUGAGGAGAUCCGUAAGGGGAUGAAGUACUCACUGGAGUUCUAGAGUGAUAGGGAGACGACGUCGGAGGCAGAGCCGGAGAAGGAGAAGACGGCUGGCGACGGUGGCGAGGACGGAACGGCGCCGUUGUCGGGGACAUGGCGGGCGCAUUGUCUGCCCUUGCACUGGAAGCAGUGGCCAGAGCAAAUAGCAGAGCGAGUACGACGAUGAAUUGGGUCUUCAUCGUCGUUCGUGCAGUGUUUGUUUGACCCAAAUGAUGGGAUGAUGAUGAUGAAGAAGAAGAAGAAGAAGAAGAAGAAGAAGGUGCAACUGCCGAAAUUUGUUGGUGUUUGAAAUAAAUGGAAGGGAAAGAU
This is a messenger RNA of Linum trigynum, 1957 nucleotides long. NCBI's taxonomy places the organism in Eukaryota, Viridiplantae, Streptophyta, Magnoliopsida, Malpighiales, Linaceae. The record is from the annotation of a GenBank genome assembly.